Molecule: messenger RNA, 738 nt
Organism: Desarmillaria tabescens
Lineage: Eukaryota; Fungi; Basidiomycota; Agaricomycetes; Agaricales; Physalacriaceae
Exons: 2
Coding region: 15-533 (172 amino acids)
Source: RefSeq, a predicted model, not a curated record
CGGCCCUCUCUUCCAUGGAGUACGAUACAAGCGUUCGGGCGGUCUCACCAACCAGCUCAAUAGGCUCUACAUGUCACGAUCAGACGUCGGCUUCUGAUGGUGAAUUAUCUCAGGCAGCUUUCGAACGGAAAUGGGAAGCAAAGAUUGGCCUAGGAAAACAGAGAGUUGACGAAGAAAAGGCUGAGUGCCAUGUACUCUUUGCACGGCCAACUACGCCGAGCAGUGAACGAUCUUUGUAUGAACGAAUUCUGCACAAUCUUCGCUGCGAAGUCGACCAAAUACGCGAUAACGAAAUCUUCGAGCAAAACAUGUCGUUUGGGCCAGACACCCUUGACCAGCCUUCCACAAAUGACGUCGAAGAGAUUCUGCAGAGCAUGAUGUCUGGGUCAUCUUUAUCCACAACAGCGUCCAAGACUGGAACUGAGUGGGCCGACGAAUCUAAUCAUAGUUUUGCAACAUUCGGCUCCAAUGUUCGAGCAAGUAGUUCUGCGGCAGGGAAACGAGACAAGGACAGCCGGAGACUUGCCGGAUAGGAUCAUUAUUUUCUUUACUUCGUUGCCGUUAUCUCUACUUGAAAUCACCCCACAUAUCGCUUCAGCCCUCGUAGCAUACCAAUACCUUACCAGUACCACACCGCAAUUAUCAUUAUUUCGGAACCCUUAAUUAUAUUUGCAGGCUUUUUCGAUUGGUGGAACAGCUUGUUGCACUUAUUUGGCUGAUUAUUCAGCCGAUCUAGCA